GUCCGGUUCUGGAGCUCAGCUGUGCGGACUGCUCCACACCGAGCUCAGCUGGAGAUCCAGGGUGGUCCAGAGCCUCGGCACUCGACCUCAGCCUGAAUCCGGUCCAUGUGAAGAGAUUGUGGGGUCGAGACUGGGAGUCUGCCGGAGAGUCCUGAACUCUGGCACAUUAACGAGCAUCACCUGUGAGGUAACCCAGAGGGGGCGGUCCCAUAAAGAACUGCUAGAGGAAGGUGUGCAGACGGGUAUAAAGUCUACCAGAGAGCUCAUUCAGGUGUCUCUGAUCCCUCGGGGAGGAAGCAGGCGUAAAAAGACGAUCAUUAACUUUCACAUGUUGGACUUGAACGCAACGCGACCAUAGAGGCCCCUGGCUGCUGCUGGAUAUUAACCGCAGUGUCAGGCUGACCCGGGUCAACACACCGAGUACAGUCUGUGUGAUGAAUCUGAUCAGCGUCAACAGAUUCCCACUGAGACGGUUAUCGGCAAUGUCUCAGACCGUCCCUCCGAUCCUCUCCGUGGCCCCCACUCGGGCUCUGGUCGAUGAGAAGUUCAAGGUCGUGGUGGAGAAUCUGCCUCCAGGAUGUCCAGUAACGCUCCACUCCCUCCACCACUCGGAGGACAAGGACUACUGGGAGGCGUACGGACACUACAUCAGUGAUCACACAGGAACCGUGUCUGUUGCGGAGGAUUUGAGUUUCGGGGGCACGUACACAGGAAGAGAAGCCAUGGGUUUGUUGUGGAGCAUGCGUCCUGUCCCCGGCAGCCGCACAGGCCUCAGGUUGAGGAAGAUGAACGUCUGCAGUCCCAUGCUGGUCAACAUCUCGGCCUACAGUGGACAUGUGGCCGAGGGCUUCAGGGAGCGCGCUCCUCUGGCGUCGGUGCUCACGGAGAGAUGGUACAUGGCUCCGGGGGUGCGGAGGGUCGAUAUCAGAGAGAACGGAGUGCGAGGAACCCUCUUCAUACCUCCAGGUCCGGGUCCGUUCCCGGGGGUGUUGGAUAUGUGGGGGGGCGGCGGGGGGCUGUUAGAGUACCGUUCGUCCUUGCUGGCGUCCCACGGUUACGUUUCUUUAGCACUGGAGUAUUUCUCCCCCGGUGAGCUGGAGUCUGCAGAUCUAGAGUUCAACUACUUUGAGACGGCGUUUAAUAUCGUCAAGGACCAUCCUCAAGUGAUCCCGGACAAAGUUGGACUAUUCGGUCUUUCCCUCGGCUCCAUUGUGACCAUGCAUUUGGCAUCCGAGAGCACCGUUAUCAAGCCUGGUUGCUGUGUUUGUAUCAGCGGCAACCACUUCCACGAGCGCGGGAAGACCCUGAGAGGAAUCCUUCAAACAAUGGGCAGGAAUUCUCACAUGGCGCGCGUGGAUGAGAACAACCAUCACAUAUGGCGAUAUAUUGGUCUAGAGGUUAUGAAGGACCCCUCAAAGAAACUGGACGUGGGAAAAAUAAACUGUCCAAUGCUGUUGGUCAACGGUUGUGAUGAUCAGAACUGGCCCGCAGUGGAGUCUGCUGAAGAUAUAGCCCAGAUGAUGCGAGCAGCAGGGAAGGAGCACCUGCUGACCAGACUGGAAUACCCCGACACCGGACAUCUGAUUGAGCCGCCCUUCUCGCCCCACUUCAGGGCCACUAAGUUUAUAACACACAUCACCAAAGAGAAAGUGAUAUUGCUGUGGGGAGGACAAACCAAACCCCACUCAGACGCUCAGGAAGACUCCUGGAGGAAGAUUUUAGCCUUUCUGAAGCAUCAUUUGUACUCGAGCUCGACUCCCAGAGCUCGGAUGUGAGUGCAGAACACAGACCAUGUUUACUACCUCAACGUCACCACGCGGGUUCUCGCUCUACCAGGCGCCUUCGCUGUGAUGAACUGAAGUACUGAAGAUUUGUAUUAGGUUGUUUAACCACAUUUAUUCUUCUUCUCUAUUAUUAUCUUUCUGUCUUUGUUUAAUUAUCUGCAGGCUUCAAACUUUAAGGUGUAUCUACAUGUGGCAGUAAUAAUAAUGUUAGUUUGAGGAUGAAAUUCUCCAAAGGAACAAAGGAGAGAUUGUGUUUAAUUAAAUUAAUUAAAUGAUAAUAUAAUUUCGUAUUGUUUUCUUUUCAUAUUCUUUUAUCAGAUACUGGUUCAUUUCUCACUGUUCUUGUACGAUUGCUUGUGUUCAGACAUUGUUUUGUUAUAUGAAUAAAUGGUUUUAGCUGCUUA
Molecule: messenger RNA, 2188 nt
Organism: Dicentrarchus labrax (European seabass)
Lineage: Eukaryota; Metazoa; Chordata; Actinopteri; Moronidae
Product: peroxisomal succinyl-coenzyme A thioesterase-like
Exons: 13
Coding region: 435-1775 (446 amino acids)
Biological process (GO): fatty acid metabolic process; acyl-CoA metabolic process
Molecular function (GO): fatty acyl-CoA hydrolase activity
Source: RefSeq, a predicted model, not a curated record